AUUUUUCUACCUAAACUAUAAUUAUUAACUACCUAAAACAUUGACUAAAAUGAUGAAGUGUUCUGCCAUUUCUUGUAGCCCAUGUGAAGCUGCAUGCUGCUGUCAUUCGCUGCUACUGUGCAGUCAUAUUGCAGCAUCAUUUAGCAGAUCUCAUUUGACUACAUUUUCAGCUUUUAUGCCAUAGCUCCAACAGGGACAGAAGCCAAGCCUUGUUCAUGGAACUGUUCGAUGAAAACGCUUUCAAUGUGAUCGAGAUUGAACUAGGAUUCAUGUAUGAUCUGGUGUAUACAAAGGCACCGGCUAUUUAUACUCCCUGGGGUUUUGUUCGACGCUUCAUCACUUUCUUCCUCACCUGCCUAGUGUUUACGUUUUUUAUCCUUGAUGAUAAGUUCAGGCAUAACAGGACUGAUUUUGUGGUCACUUUACUUUUGCUUGUCGUUGCUAUUUUCCUGGAGAUAUAUGCAGCCCUUAUUGUCCUUGCCUCAGAUCAAACCAGAGUUUGGUUGAUUAAGAAGAGGAUGACUAGCAUUACGGAGCUGAUUUUUUACCAUGUCAAAAAGAAGUCUGAGGAAUUUGAGAUACCAAGGAAAGAACAGGAGCUGAGAAGUACAAGCAGUCUUGAGACAGCUCUUUGGGAGGUCUGCAGCCAAAGAGGAAAAGGCAGACUUGAUAAAUACAAGGAAAAGAUAGGUCAGGUUGACCUUGAAUGGAGUAUAAGUGUUGAAUUUGACCAAAGCAUCCUUACCUGGCACAUGGCUACAGAUAUCUGCUACUACUCAGAAAACCUUUCUGAUGAUGUCAAAUUAAGUAGAGAUUUCAGUCUGCACAUGUCAAGAUACAUGUGUUAUCUCCUAGUCAUUCGUCCGUCCUUGUUGUCUGACAGGAUUGACAUUAUGAGGAUCCGGCACACUCGUGCUGAUGCCAGGAAAUUCGUCAAGGAGAAUAUGCCUACCACCUCAGAUGAAGGCGGUUGGGCAGCUGCCCUCCCUACACUUCUGAGAAAAAAAUGGUUGGCAUCAAGGUUGAAUACUAUAUCAGAUCCAAAGAUUAAAUGGGAUCUAAUGAGAGAUAUGUGGUUGGAGCUGCUAGCUUAUGCCGCUUGUCACUCUAGGGAUAGUCAGCAUGGUCAGCAGCUGAGAAGAGGUGGAGAACUUCUAACCCAUGUAUGGCUUCUUAUGGCUCACUUUGGCCUCACUGAGCAGUGCCAGAUAUCUCCAAGCCAUGCAAGAGCCAGGCUGGUCACCAAAUAGUAGCAGACACAGGCAUCCUGUUUUAAAUUCUAAUUGAGAGAUCACAACUUCUCUUCAUCUGAACUGAGUUCUAGGUAAAUUGCUUUCUUCACAAUUUUCUUUUUCUCUUAAGUAUUACUGCUGUUAAAUGCUAUAUGUAGAUUGAGGACCCGACUUGUGUUUCUGCAACUUAUAUGUGUUGCUUUGUCUUUUGUUGUAAAGAAUAUCGAAACUGAUUGUUGUGAUAGUUUCCUAAUGUUUCCAUAAUCCUGGCAUAGAUGACUAAUUUGUGUAUAAGAAAUCUUAAAAUUGUGG
Messenger RNA from Rubroshorea leprosula, 1544 nucleotides. The record is from the annotation of a GenBank genome assembly. Lineage: Eukaryota; Viridiplantae; Streptophyta; Magnoliopsida; Malvales; Dipterocarpaceae.